AUGGCUUCCAAAGAAUAUGGACAGACUUCUAUAGCAAAGUCUCCUCAUAAGGCUUCACAAUCUCAUGCAACUGGACCUUCAACUGAGACAUACUCAUCAUCACCUAAAAUUGAAAUGGUUGCAUCCAAAUAUACCGCACUUCUUAACACUCAGGAACAACCCAAAGAAUUUGGUGUUAUAGUUGAAUAUUUGAAAAAGUGCCCAUUGGCAUAUGCACUCAUUUCUACUUCUCUAACUCCACAAUCUCUUAUCUCAGAAGUCUUUUCAUCAGCAGUCAUCUCCACAAGUGCAAGUUUAGGUCUAAGCGAUAUUUCUCAUCAACCUCAGACAUUUAUCACACCAUCUUCUGCUCAAUUGUUGACAAUGUUCAAGGAAAUGGGGUACAAAUUUGAAGGCAAAAAAGAACCAUGCCUUUCAAGAAUUCGGAAAUCUUGUCUUCCCACACCAUGGCACUUUCUCAGUUCCGUCCUCACUCGAUGUCUCUUUGGAUCAGUUGGUGGACGCAGUCGCGGUAAAAAAGACCUUUGGAUUCUCAUGUAUGGGCUCUUCUAUGACAUCAAUGUUGACUACGCGUCUAUUCUUUGGGAAGAUUUCCUCAAUUUUCUCCCUGCCUCAAAGAAUAAUUUUUUUUUCAUCAUCCUCGCUGGUAGUCUAUCAUUAUUCAUAAUGCCAUCCAUAAUAUCAUCCUUCCAGAUUCUAUACUUACAAAGCUGGACGAAAAAGAAGAGGAAGCAUUCUGAUCAUGCAUCCAAGAAGUCGGCAAAGAAGAAAAAGAAAUCAAAAUCAAAUCAACCGCCUCCUAUCUCAUCUGUAGCCAUCUCUGAUGAUAAUCUUGGACCACAUUUAGAGGAACCCACAUCUCUUCCUAAAUCUGUUUCACCAUCACGCCUUCAGCCUGUUCUAGAAAGUCCAAGCUAUCGUGUCCCCUUGGAUUAUGACUCACUUGAGGACGAUGACCAAGAUGAUGAUAAGCAAUCUUAA
This is a messenger RNA of Lactuca virosa, 981 nucleotides long. The record is from the annotation of a GenBank genome assembly. Lineage: Eukaryota; Viridiplantae; Streptophyta; Magnoliopsida; Asterales; Asteraceae.